Belonocnema kinseyi is the source of this 1293-nucleotide messenger RNA. RefSeq lists its product as uncharacterized. Lineage: Eukaryota; Metazoa; Arthropoda; Insecta; Hymenoptera; Cynipidae. The record is from RefSeq and is a predicted model, not a curated record. The transcript has a single exon. The coding region runs from base 118 to 723 and encodes 201 amino acids.
UCACAAACUUGUUAACCAAACUCUGAAAAAAAGUUUUAACCAAAACUCUUAAUAGGAGUCUUAACAAAAUCUUCUCUUUAUCUAAAACCUUGGAUAUCCUGAAAAAUCUCAGUGACAAUGGAGGAGUCAACAAGGUUGACAGACCGACCUAAUCGCAAUCCCGAUUUCAGAGAUGAUGAAUGCAGUACCGACAGUGGAUGUGGCAGCGGUGGGAGUACCGGAAGUGCCGAAAGAUUAUCCAGACGCGGAAGUGGAGAACGACUCUGCGGAAGGUCCCCCAGAACGCACCACUAUCUGGACCGGCUUCGAGGCAGGUCAAUUGCCACCAGGUCUCAAGACAGGCUCUCCAGGAGCAGCAAAGACCACUCCAGGGCGAAAUCCUCCAGGUCCUGGAGUCCCAGUGAUUUCAGGCCGCGACCUUCUGGAGAAUCGCCCUCCCACUUCCACAGUCCCUCCGACGCCCACAGCAGUGACAGCGACUCUUUCAAAAGGCCAUCGGCCUCUUUAACCCUCCGGAAGGCCUUCCAAAGUCUCACCCUUCUUAACAAAGAAAAAUCUGAGAAGAAGCGCCACAAAAAAAGUCCGAAAAGGAUCCUCCGAAGUCCUGUGGCUUACACCUACGUGAGGGGACUUUCGGGACUUCCGACCCAAAGAGUCCCGAGAAACGUGGCUCGGACCACCAUGCCUUGCACCUGUCAAGACUCAUUCGGACUCUACCGAUAAAGCUUUCCAACCAGAAGGUGAAUUUGUGUUUAAAGAAUUAUCAUUUUUUAAAUUUUUUAUUGAAGUUUGUUUCAUUUUAUUUUAUUUAAUCAUCAGUUGUAUUGGUUAGACUAAUGAUCAGCAUUUUCAGAGCGAUUUUCAGUAUUAGAUUGAAUUGUAUUGUACUACCACUUGCUCAAGCGAAAUUCACAUUUGAAAUUACAAAAUUUAUGUGGUUGAAUUUUUGAGAUCUAGUCAAACAAUCAAUUUUCCUAAUGCACUUAAACGCUGGAUUUUUCCACUGUAAAGAGUUCAAUUCUUUAUUACUUUAAUUGCGAUAGCGAAUUUUUCUUAUGACUGGUAGAGUUUUAUUUAUCAGAAAAAUAUUUAAUUAAAUAAAUAGCCGCAGGGCCAAGAAAAAAUUUCUUGGAUACCACUAAGGAAAGUGUAUCACGAAAUAUACUGAAAUCAGUAACAGUCGUCCUAAGGGAUAAACAUGGAAAAAACUUUAUAGUUGAAAUAACAAAAUUCAAAACUAAAUCAAAACUAAAAUAGAUUUAAAAACGUUUUUUUUAAACAGCCGAAGGCAUC